UGAAUACAAUUUCAUAACACAACUAUCUAUUUUCCGAUUCCAAAUCCGAGGCCUCGAUUCUUAAUAUCUGAACAGUACUUGAAUGUACGUUUUGCGUUUUGUGCGAAUAGUUCUACGAAACGAUCAYUGAAAGCUGCCACUCGCUUUUAGACGAAAUUAUAAUCGAAGCAUAUCGGCCAAUACUGUAAUCAUGGGAGCUGCUGCUUUACCAAUUUUAAUUUUCACCGGUUUCUGGGGUGUGGUCGGCAUUGUGUUACCAUUUAUCAUUCCCAAAGGACCAGAUCGAGGUGUUCAACAACUCGUGUUGAUGAUGACAGCAGCAACCUGUUAUUUGUUUUGGCUGUGUUGUUAUAUGGCUCAAAUGAAUCCACUAGUUGGGCCAAAAUUAAAUCAACAUACAAUUCUAAUAAUGGCACGCGAAUGGGGGAAUUUAAUACAGUAAUUUCGAUACAGAUGAAAAAUGAAAAAUGAAUCAUAAGUUAUUUGUUAAUAUUUAAUCAUUCCUGUUUUUUAGUUCUUUUUAAAUUUUCCAUUAUUUAUCCAUCUGUUAAACACUUUUAGAUUUCAAUAGAACCACUGGAGAACAUGGAUCAUUUUAAACUGUUUUAGUAAUUUGUUUAAUUAUGUAUGUAUAAAGUAUAAUUUUAAAACUUAAAA
Molecule: messenger RNA, 657 nt
Organism: Diuraphis noxia (Russian wheat aphid)
Lineage: Eukaryota; Metazoa; Arthropoda; Insecta; Hemiptera; Aphididae
Product: V-type proton ATPase subunit e 2-like
Biological process (GO): proton transmembrane transport
Cellular component (GO): proton-transporting V-type ATPase, V0 domain; plasma membrane proton-transporting V-type ATPase complex
Molecular function (GO): proton-transporting ATPase activity, rotational mechanism
Source: RefSeq, a predicted model, not a curated record